AUGUCUUUCAACUAUGAUUAUGGCAAAGGGAAUACCCCGUCAAGUUCAGUAUCAACGGCACAAAGUCAGAAUAAUCAAAUUGUACCGCCAACGAAUACAUCAUCACCUACUUUUCAGACAUCAAAUGCCGUUAGUCAGAAUAUAAAUAAUGGGAAAAUUUCUACAUCCCAGUCACCAUUGCAAGGAGAGAAUAAAACAGCUCUUUGGAUGGGAGAACUUGAGCCAUGGGUAGAUGAAGCAUUUAUUCGUCAGGUUUGGUUUAAUUUGGGUGAGCAAGUAAAUGUAAAAAUGAUUCGCGAUAAGUUUUCUGGUUCGAAUGCUGGUUAUUGUUUUGUUGAUUUUUCAAGUACUGCAGCGGCUUCAAAGGCUCUUUCAUUAAAUGGGACAAUUAUUCCAGGAACAACUCGAUUGUUCAAACUUAAUUGGGCGUCUGGUGGUGGUCUUACAGAUAGGAAAGACGACCGUGAGCCGGAAUUUUCGAUUUUUGUUGGUGAUUUAGGUCCAGAAGUUAAUGAAUAUUUGCUUGUAUCUCUUUUUCAAAGUCGUUAUCCCUCGUGUAAAUCGGCAAAAAUUAUGACAGAUCUUGUAUCCGGGAUGUCAAGAGGUUAUGGUUUUGUUCGGUUUUCAGAUGAGAUGGAUCAGAGACGCGCUCUUACAGAAAUGCAAGGCGUAUAUUGUGGAAAUCGCCCUAUACGUAUUUCUACAGCAACUCCUAAAAAUAAGCCUGGGAUGAACCAUAUAAAUAUGAUGCAUAUGGGUAUGCCUCCUUUGGGUUAUUAUGGAGCGCCUCAACCUAUGAAUCAAUUUACAGAUCCUAAUAAUACUACUGUUUUUGUUGGUGGUCUUUCAAGUUAUGUCACCGAAGACGAACUACGUAGCUUUUUUCAGGGUUUUGGUGAAAUUACAUAUGUAAAAAUUCCUCCUGGUAAAGGUUGUGGUUUUGUUCAAUUUGUACAACGGCAUGCAGCUGAGAUGGCUAUCAAUCAAAUGCAGGGUUAUCCUAUUGGUAGUUCUAGAGUCCGUCUUUCAUGGGGAAGAAGUCAAAAUAAUUCGGGACCCAUAGGUACGCCUUAUAGACCUAAUCCCCCUCCUCCUGUUCCCUAUGCAUCUUUAGGACUUCCGCCUCAGCAUGCUUAUUCUAGUUUUGCUCCUAUUAAUCCUAAUGCAGCGCAUAUGCAUCCGCCACAACAACAGGGACAACCAUUACCUGCACAGCCAGGACAGUUGUCUGGCUCACAAAAUCCUAUGGAUCCUAUUCCAGUAACUUUAUUGAAUGAAUUAUAUUCUGCAACACGAAACGCACGAUUAGAUAGAUUAGAGGCUGAUAGGAAUAGUUUCCACGGUGUCUAUGCUCAGUGAUUUUAUUAAUUAUUCAUUCAAAGAUAACUAAUUUGUUUUUGUUAAUUUUUUAUUAAUUUUUAUACGGUUUCUUUUUGUUAUUUUGAUUG
Molecule: messenger RNA, 1448 nt
Organism: Pneumocystis murina B123
Lineage: Eukaryota; Fungi; Ascomycota; Pneumocystomycetes; Pneumocystales; Pneumocystaceae
Exons: 6
Coding region: 1-1359 (452 amino acids)
Biological process (GO): mRNA splice site recognition
Cellular component (GO): cytosol
Molecular function (GO): mRNA binding
Source: RefSeq, a predicted model, not a curated record